This is a messenger RNA of Clonostachys rhizophaga, 4320 nucleotides long. Lineage: Eukaryota; Fungi; Ascomycota; Sordariomycetes; Hypocreales; Bionectriaceae. The record is from the annotation of a GenBank genome assembly.
AUGGAGCUUGCUGGCCUCGUGGUCGGCGUCGCCGGCCUCGCGGGGAUCUUCAGCUCCUGCGUGGGAGCCAUUGAGAGAGUACAGUCCUAUCAGUCAUACACCGCUGAUUCCGGGGCUCUGGAAACGCGAUUCAAGGUCGCCAAAGUCCGUUUCGAAGCGUGGGGUUCAGCUGUCGGGAUAGAACACGGCAAAUUGCUGGCCGACCACCAUCCUGGAUUGGAUGACCCAAGCAGAGCAGAGGUGAUAGCCGAAACGCUGAAAAUCAUCUUGAAGGCCAUAUGCGAUGAAAGUCAGAAGUCCCCGAAGCAAACCCGUCUGUUUAAGACUCACGACAUUGCGGCCCUGAGAUCAAACGGCACUCAUGCCUCGACAUCAUCCGAAUCCAAGAAACGCAGAGUACAAUGGGCACUCUGGGGUAAAGAUGGUCGCAUGGAAAAAGUUGAAUUGUUUGAGAAGUUGGUGGACGGGCUGUACCAGCUUGUGUCGCUUUCAGGAGGAGGGGAGAUGAUGAGCUCGCCGCCUCAAUAUGGAGACGAAAAAGUACCAGAACUCGACAUGCACCAAACUGGGCUUGAUGAUAUACGGCGUAUGCUUGUUCGCCGGGAUAGCCAAAUCAAAGCAAAGUUCCUUCGUGAACUCUAUGUCUGGCUAGGUCACCAGUCUCCAACCGAGUUCUACCAAGAGGCCCUCCAAAAGAAGGUCAAUGGUACCUGCGACUGGUUUCUGCACCGGCCUGCCUUUUUAAACUGGCUGGAUGCCUCUGCCUCUCGAAACCUCCUAUGGGUUCAUGCCCCUGCAGGAUUUGGGAAAACUGUUCUCUGUGCUCGCAUUGUAGACUAUCUCUCAUCCACCGAAAGCACGCCCGUCGCGCACUUUUUCUUCUCAUCUGAGACUGAGGGCUCUAGGGAUCCUUUCAUUGCCAUUAGGUCCUGGGUCUCUCAGCUCGUAUCAUGUGACUCAGGCGCAGGUGCAUUUGAAGACGUUCUUGGGAUAUGGGAGGCCGACCAUGACCCAGUUGCAUCGCGUUCUGCUGUCCUUCAACUCUUCAGAGAACUCCUCUCGACGAUCUCCGAUUGCAUUCUUAUUGCCGAUGGCCUUGAUGAAUGCCUAGGAUCCAACCAAGGAAACACAACGGUAUCGAGCUUCAUACGUCAUGUUAUAGAUGCCGUAGCUACGACAAGUACCAGGGUUCUCUUUGUUAGCCGCGAUGAACCUAGUAUACGAACUGCCCUUGCGAGCUCGCCGGAGACACUUACCGAAUAUAAGAUCUCAUCCACCGACGUCCAGUCUGAUACCGCUGCCUACUCUAAUGAAAUUGUCAAAAACAUGCUUCCAAACAAGACCGACGAUGUUCGGUCAACUCUUUCUGAAGCAAUGACUGCUCGGUGUGAUGGCCAGUUUCUCUGGCUCAAAUUACAGGAGAACUCUCUCAGAAAGGGACUGAACAAAAAGCAACUUAGGAAUGUCAUACAAAAUACGCCCCCUGGGCUCGAGUCUAUUUAUGAUAAAUACUGGCACCGAAUCACAAGUUUAGAACCAGAUGACCAAUCUCGGGCCAUCUGGAUUCUGCGAUGGUUGGUAGUCGCUCUGCGUCCAUUUACAGUCCAGGAAAUUACUGAGGCUGUGCUCAUCAUGGAGUCAGGGGAGCUAUUAUCAGAAGAUUUGCCUGAUGAAAUAGACGAUGACUAUAUUGAAAGUGAAAUAAUUGGUCUUUGCGGGACGCUCUUGGAAAUCCGGGACUCCUCUACCACCUCUGCGCCGGCAGACAGAACUCUACACAUACCACACUUUUCCGUGCGAGAGUUCCUUCUAUCGAGGCUACCCACCCCCUCAUUUAUCGGGGGAUAUGACUUCGCUGAGGAGCUCCUUAAGACAAGUUGCGAGAAGCUUCAGCACACACUGGUGGCGAAGGCCUGUAUCCAAUAUAUAAGCCUCACCCAAGCCUGGGAGAACUCUCAAGACAAAUCCGAUGACCCACUACCGAGCGCGGCGUUUCGAGAGUAUGCUGCUACUCGAUGGUUCGAGCAUGCAAGGUUGGGCUUGCCAGAUCACCCCUCUCUAGUCGCGAGUUGUUUCCUGUUUUUCCAGGAAGAGAAUUCUGCUUGGUUUGGAUGGAGAAACUAUUUCGAAUUGGACCGGAAAAGCAGAAAGAGAAACCGGGCUGAACGUGUCCUUCCAAGCCCACUCUUUUAUGCGGUGAAGCUGGGUUUGGAUACAUUGGCGGCUAGAUUAGCAGCAUGCACUGAUGUCAACAGAGCAAGCAGUCACGGACGAACCCCUUUGGGUGCGGCCUGCUCUAAAGGGAAUUUGGACAUUGCUAAAAAACUUAUCAGGCGAGGGGCCAAGGUUGAUGCCGCGCCAGGCUCGAACGGGGUGACGCCGCUGCACAAAGCAUCGAAACAUGGCUUCGUCAAGCUUGUGAAGAUUCUCCUGAGAGAGGGAGCCGAUAUUCAGGCGUUUGAUGUACAUGGAUGGACUCCAAUGGCAUUAGCAUCUAUGCGUGGUCAUCUUGAUGUAAUCACGCUCCUUCUAGAUAACGGCGCUCCAGUUGAGGUUUGUACAUCUGAUGGCUCUAGCCCACUGAUCUUGGCCUGCGCCAGAGGCCAUUCUCAUAUUGCGAAACUUUUGUUGGAGAGGGGCGCUUCUAUUUCCUCCGAGGGUCGAUUGAAGAAUACCCCUUUGCACUUAGCUGCCUGCAAUGGCCACCUCGAGGUUGUCAAACUCCUUCUGGAACAUGAGGCUAGCGUUGUAGCCCCUAUUAAUCAGGAGGGAGCUUUUGAAGGGUAUGAAGAAAGCGUCAACACCCCCCAGGGACAACAAGCUAGAGUUUCCAACAGAAACAAUAUUGUUGGUGACUCUCCUUUGACCUUAGCUGCCAGUAAUGGCCACCUCCAAGUUGUGCGACUCCUCCUUGAACAUGACGCUACAGUUGCAGCGACGGAUAGACAUCAAAGAACACCUUUGCAUUUUGCCGCAGUUCUUGGCAAUGUUGAGAUGGCAAGGCUCCUUCUGGAUAAGGGAGCAGACACCACAGCCCGAGAUUCUUCUGGUUGCACCCCAUUAUUGUGUUCAGCAAAGAAGAAUCACAGCGAAGUAGUUGAGCUUCUCUUGAGUAGAGGAGCGUCUGUUGAGUCCACGGAUGAAGCUGGGGUGACUUCACUGAUGCAUGCAUCUGGACUUGGUCAUAUCGAAACUAUGAGAGUUCUUCUGGAACGAGGAGCUGGCAUCGCGGCUACGAGUGACAACGGAGGGACUCCACUAAUAUUUGCAUCCGAAGAUGGCCAUGUCGACGCGAUGAGGAUUCUCCUUGACAGAGGAGCUCACAUCGAGACGGCAGAUAAUGACGGGUGGACUUCACUGAUGAUUACUUCCCAAAAUGGUCAUACCGAAGCCGUCGAGAUUCUCUUGGGACGAGGAGCCAAUAUUGAAGCUAUGGAUGCCGUUGGGUGGACUUCAUUGAUGCUUGCUUCCCAGAAUGGCCAUGUUGAAAUCAUCGAGAUUCUCCUAGAAAAAGGAGCUAAUGUCGAGGCUUCGGAUACGGACGGAUGGACUCCACUGUUGAUCGCUUCCCGGCAUGGUCACACAGAAGCUCUUGAGCUGCUUUUAGGCCAUGGCUCCGAUCCUGCUGUUGCGAACUCCCAGGGGGAAACUGCAUUACAUAUGGCAUCCGAGCACGGCUUUGGCGAGAUGAUAAGCCUGCUUCUCAAUACAUCUGCUCUUAUUUGCAAUAAGCAGGAUCAAUGUGGUCGCACGCCUCUGUUUCUGGCCUCUGUAUAUGGGCAUCAUCAAGCUGUGAAGACUCUGUUGUCAGAUAGCCGAGUCGACCGAGAAAUGAAGGACUGGCGCGGGUCGACCCCAUUAUUUACUGCAGUAGCUAAUGGCCACUACGAUACGGCACAACUUCUGAUCUCCAAAUCUACAAAUUUAGAGACUCGAAGUGGCGCCAAACGAGAUCUGCUAUGGUGGGCGCAGCGUAGCGGAAACCCACAAGUCGUUCAGAUGAUUAAGGAGCAUGCGGGAAAAAUGGGCAGGCCUUUUACCGAUCAAGGAGAACUUGCCGUGGAAGUUGUUCCCUUCAAGUCAGAGAAUGGGUUCUGUGAUGCCUGUACUCUCAGUUUUGCAAGUGAUGCCUCCUACGAAUGUCUCCCAGAUCACAAUUUUGGGUUAUGUCAGGAGUGCUUUGACGAAGGCAUUAGGUGCUCUAACUCGACACACGAAAUGAAACUCAUCGUUGGACCUUCAGAUUCUGGUGAUGGGUCUGAUGGUGGGUGGGAUGUAGACAAUGAGAAGUUCGAUCUUGGUCAAGUAUCAGCCGGAUGA